Messenger RNA from Mesorhabditis spiculigera, 3969 nucleotides. Lineage: Eukaryota; Metazoa; Nematoda; Chromadorea; Rhabditida; Rhabditidae. The record is from the annotation of a GenBank genome assembly.
AUGAACUCCUUUGGAUUCACCAGCAUGCACCCAACUACCGGCUUCAACCAGCCUGGGCUCGCGGCCGCUCCGCCUCCGACGCAGCCUUCGGGCUUUGCCGCCGCAACCAAUGGCACGACUUCUGGUUUCCCACCAGCUCUCGCACAACCGACGGGCUUUUCGGCCGGUUUCAACUCUGCACCUGAUGGCAAGCCAACUGGAUUUGCAGCUCCUAACAACAACAACAAUCAGACAGGCUCUUAUCCGGUCUCUACCUCGACGAUUGCCACAGAGGCUCCAAAGCUGGCCUUCGCCUCAGGAGGCUUUUCGGCGGUCAACAACAAUCAGCCGAGCUUCGGAUUCGCCGCUCCACCUUCGGCAGCCCCCGUGGAAGCCCCGAAGCCUAGCUUCAGCUCCGGUGGUUUUGCGGCUCCAAACAACAGCCAGCCAAGUCUUGGGUUUACGGCUCCGCCAACCACCGCCGCCUCUGUGGAUGCCCCGAAGCCGGUCUUUAGUUCUGGAGGCUUUGCGGCUAUGAACACCGGUCAGCCGAGCCUUGGGUUUGCAGCUCCGUCACCCGCCGCUCCCAUGGAAGCCCCGAAGUCGGCCUUCAGCGCUGGAGGUUUCGCGACUACGAACACCAAUCAGCCAAGCUUUGGAUUUGCUGCGAACCAGAAUGUCGGACAGGCUGCCGGCCUAGGCGCGAUCCCUGGCGGCGGCAUUGCAUCCGGUGGCGCUGGCGGGCUUGGCGCAGUUCCCGUUACUUCCCAGGUUUCUGGCUUCAACACGGCCACUGAUAGCAAGCCUUCCGGUUUCUCGGCUGCAGCGCCUACUAUGCAAUCAACGGGCUUCACUGCCUCGCCUGACGUCAAGCCAUCUGGUUUCGCGGCCCCACCUACGUCAACUGUCUUGGACGCAGCGAAGUCUGGCUUCAGCUCUGGAGGUUUUUCGGCUCCCAACAACAUCCCGCCAAGCUCUGGCAUGUCGGCCCCGCCAUCCGCUGCGCCCUCCGAGGCACCGAAGUCUGGCUUCAGCUCUGGAGGCUUUGCUGCUCCCAACAACAACCCGCCGACCUCUGGCUUUGCCGCAACUUCGAUCAAUGGUCAGCCCGCCGGUUUCGCAGCGACUGCACAGCCUUCUGGCUUCAGCACGGCUCCAAGCGUCACCUUGCCCGUCGAGGCCCCGAAGUCUGCCUUCAGCUCCGUUGGAUUUGGAGCUCCGAGCAGCAUUCAGCCGACCUCUGGUUUUGCGGCCCCACCACCCGCCGCGCCCUCGGAAGCUCCGAAGUCCGCCUUCAGCUCUGUUGGAUUUGGCGCUCCAAGCAACAAUCAGCCGAGUUCCGGCUUUUCGGCCCUACCAGCUGCAACGCCCUCGGAAGCCCCGAAGUCUGGCUUCGGUGCUGGUGGCUUUGCGACUGUCAGCAACAACCAGCCGAGCUCUGGCUUUUCAUCCGCGCCCGUCGAAGCUCCAAAGUCUGGAUUCAGUUCUGUUGGAUUUGGCGCCGCAAGCAACAAUCAGCCAAGUUCCGGUUUUUCGGCUCCACCAUCCGCUGCACCCUCGGAGGCCCCGAAGUCUGGCUUCGGUGCUGGUGGCUUUGCGGCUGCAAGCAACAACCAGCCGAGCUCUGGCUUUUCGUCCCGACCAUCCGCAGCGCCCUCGGAAGCUCCAAAAUCUGGCUUCGGAGCUGGUGGCUUUGCGGCUCCCGCCACGAAUCAAUCGAAUUCUGGUUUUUCGGCGACUCCGAGCAGUGGUCAAUCGUCUGGCUUUGGCGCUGGAGGCUUCGGCGCGUCUGCUUCGAAGACCUCGGCGUUCGGUGCCAGCGCAUUUGGAAAAGCUGAAGCCCCUAAAGAGAAUACGAGCGGAGGCUUCGCAUCCGGUGGCUCUGCCUUUGGUGCUGGCGGCUUCGGUGCUGCUAGUGGCCAGACCUCUUCCUUCGGAGCCGGCGGGUUCGGGCAGAGUGGCGGCUUUGGUGGCGACUCGAAGCCUGGAGCGGAGCGUCCUCGAGGUUGCUUCAACUGCGGCCAAGACGGACAUCGAAGCGCCGAUUGUACCGAGCCGAAGAAGCCACGCGGUUGCUUCAAUUGCGGCGAGGAAGGUCAUCGUGGAAGUGACUGCCCGCAUCCGCGCAAACCUCGUGAGGGUGGCGGCUCCAACGUUUGCUUCAAUUGUCAGCAAGAGGGCCAUCGCAGUGCCGAUUGCACUGAGCCUAAGAAAGUUCGUGAGGGCGGCAACGGCUGCUUCAAUUGCGGCCAGGAUGGUCAUCGCAGUGCUGAUUGCACAGAACCGCGUAAGCCCCGUGAUGAUGGUGCCCCUGGGCCCGUCACUUACGUACCCGAACAUUUGGCUGCGGAAGAGCUUUUUAAGCUACAAAUGGAUACCGGCUCGCGUUUUUCCGAGCUUUUCAACUCUGAUGUGACCUGUACUUCCAUGGGAUGCGCCAUCAAUCUGCAGCCCUAUACCUCCUUCAACGACCUGCACCUCACCUCAACUGUCCAAGCCAACCUGGAAAAAGCUGGCUACGCGAAACCAACUCCCGUUCAGCAAUAUGCUAUGCCGAUCAUCGACCAGGGCCUCGACCUGAUGGCCUGUGCUCAGACUGGAUCUGGUAAAACGGCCGCUUUCUUGCUCCCUAUCAUCAACAAACUUCUGAAGGAUAAUGACCUCGCCGGAUCAGGACCGUGUGCCGCUCCCCGUUGCAUUAUUAUCGCCCCCACCCGCGAACUUGCCGUGCAGAUAUACAACGAAGGGCGAAAGUUCACUCUGGGGACCGUGCUCAAGGUGGAAUGCAUCUACGGCGGAACGCAAGUCGGCUUUGCAAGGAGCCGCAUGGAAAUGGGUCCGAGUAUUGUGGUCGGCACGAUGGGUCGCAUGAUGCAUUUUAUUGAAUCGAACAUCAUCUCACUCGCUGAAGUGCGCUGGGUUGUUAUCGACGAGGCUGAUCGGAUGCUUGAUACCGGAAGCUUCCAGGAAGACGUCAGGCGGAUGCUUGGCAGCGGACCCCCGAAAGAGAAACGUCGCACGUUGAUGUUUUCGGCUACAUUCCCGGAGGAAGUGCAGAACGUCGCCAAAGAAAAUCUUCGACCGGAAUUCGCGCUGCUCGCCGUCGACCAAAUUGGUUCGGCCAACAAGUGUAUCACCCAGGCGUUCAUCGAAGUUCCGGACCGUACACAGAAGCGAGAGAAGCUAUUGGAGUUGCUCCAGUUCGACCUCGGCAAAUACAAGAUCAAUGGCGAGAGCGACAUCUUCAAACAAAAGACGUUGGUGUUCGUUAACCGCAAGACGCUCGCUGACCAACUGGGCAUCUUCUUCUCCGAACAUGGCUUGGCUUCGACUACGAUGCAUGGUGACCGCGACCAGAAGCAGCGCAAUGAGGCUCUUUCCGAUUUCCGCAUGGGCCGCAAGCCAGUCCUGAUCGCCACUGCCGUCGCUGAACGCGGUCUCGACAUCCAGGGUGUGGAUCACGUGAUCAACUACGACCUACCAGACAGCAAGGAAGACUACGUGCACCGUAUUGGUCGCACUGGACGUGUCGGCAACCCGGGACGUGCUACUUCCUUCUUCGACCAGUCGGACAGCAACGACUUGGCCCUGGCCCCUCAUCUGGUUACCGUGCUUGCCCAAGCUGAGCAAGUUGUACCGGAAUGGCUGAAGGUCGCUGGAGGUGCCGGCAUGCCUGGAAGUGGAUUUGGGUCGAGCGUGCCCACAGCCGCGGAUGAUGAAGAAUGGGACCGUGUACGGCGGGCCGCGGCGGUGAAGGCAGCUAGCCUGAAUAAACAGAUCGCUCGGAAGGAACGCCAAAAGUAUACGUGGCAAAAGCGGCGUGUGCACAACGUGUCCAAGGAGACCAGCAUCUGCUCGAACCAGUCGAAGGCCUCGGCCGCUACCAGCGAUACUGGCAGCGUUGAUGUGGUACCCGUGGACGGAAAUGCCUCACUUGAUCUGGUAAUUUACACAAAAGUCUUGACUAGGAAUUCCGAAGCGAAUUCUAAU